This is a messenger RNA of Girardinichthys multiradiatus, 1303 nucleotides long. It is a transcript of the gene bacc1, whose product is annotated as chromosome 11 C17orf49 homolog. The record is from RefSeq and is a predicted model, not a curated record. The transcript has 6 exons. Gene Ontology annotation, cellular component: MLL1 complex; NURF complex. The coding region runs from base 285 to 947 and encodes 220 amino acids. NCBI's taxonomy places the organism in Eukaryota, Metazoa, Chordata, Actinopteri, Cyprinodontiformes, Goodeidae.
UAAAAUCGCGGUGUUCGCCACUGUCUGCCUACCGUUGUUGUUCUGUAUUGUUAUAUUCCGCCAAAAUAUGUAUUUUUUGAAUUAUUUGCGGUUACAUUAAAACUUCCUAUUGGAUGAGGAACUUCCGGAGCUUAGCGCUGUUUUAGACUAAACGCACAGAAGCUUAAAUGGAGCCAACGGGCCGCUAACAACAGCAGGCUAACUGAAGCUAACUGUGGCUAACAGUUUCGUGUUAGUUUUGUUUUUGUUGUGAUUUUGUUUAAAUAAACAAACGCUUUUUAAAUAUGACGUCAGCCUCUGCUAAGGUCGGGGAGAUCUUCUCAGCAGCUGGAGCAGCUUUCACCAAGCUGGGCGAACUGACCAUGCAGCUCCACCCGGUGUCCGACUCCAGCCCCGCAGGAGCCAAGUGGACGGAGACGGAGAUCGAGAUGCUGCGAUUGGCUGUGCGUCGCUUUGGAGACGACCUCAACAACAUCAGCACUGUGAUCAAAGAGCGCACUGUCGCUCAGAUAAAGAGCACGGUGAAGAGGAAGCUGUAUGAGGACAGCAGAGUCCCCCUUUCCACCGAAUCUCCAAAGAAAACUGUCAAAAAGGCGGCAGUUUCCAUGACGCCCACCUCCGUUGCAGCUGCUCCCACUAUGAUCACCGUGCCGACCUCGCAGGUUGUCGUGCCAACAGGGAUGCAGAACAGCCCAUCAUUAGCCCCACCCAUUAAAAAACAGAAGACAGCAGGAACAUUCCAGAUUUCUCCUUUGAUUUCUCCAUCUUCUCCUGCAGACGUGACGCUCAGCGCUCUAAACGACUCGGACGUGAACAGUGACCUGGUGGACAUUGAAGGACUCGGCGACGGUACCGCCAACAAAAAGCUCAACUUUGACCAAGAGAGCCUCAAUCUGGACUCCAGCCUCAUCAUGAACUCCAGUGACCUUCCUCUUCUGUCCCGCUGACAUCUCUGGAGAAGCUUCACCGCCUCCUUGAAUGCUUUUAUUUUGAAAGAGGACAAGUUGCUUGCCUUGCCGUCGCCCGUCAGUGUUUUAUUGUUGUAGAGAGGUGACAGAAAGCCAUCAGGGCAGGUUUUCCUUAGUUUUCAUCAGUUUUCAGUUUGAGACAUUGAGCUGCAGAUGAAGAUGUGGUUGAUCUCUUAGCCUGUCUCCUGAUUCAAACUCCUUAUUUAAUCCCUGCCUAUAACUUAGAUCCUCAUAAAAACAGUUAUAUGUUUGGGACUAAAAGUCUAGGAGAGUUUUAGGGUUCUGAUAAUCUGACAUCCAGUGAAAAAUAAAACCGCUGUUGCAUCUGGGUAAAA